This is a messenger RNA of Momordica charantia (bitter melon), 1443 nucleotides long. Its product is annotated as gibberellin 20 oxidase 2-like. Lineage: Eukaryota; Viridiplantae; Streptophyta; Magnoliopsida; Cucurbitales; Cucurbitaceae. The record is from RefSeq and is a predicted model, not a curated record.
CCGUUUCUCAAACCCAUCGAUCCCAUAUUCUCUGCCAUCAAAUUAAAAGGUUGUGUAAUUGUGUGCAUGCAAAAUGGCGAUGGAAUGCAUGACGACCCCAUCACCAUCACUGGAAGAGUACAAAGCCGAUAAUGGGGCUUUGGGAGGGUCCACCGAGUUCAAGGCCGAGUCAGUGACGCCAGAGAAUUUCAUAUGGCCGGACGAGUUCAAGGCGCAGGACUCACUCCCGGAGCUCCAUGUCCCACAUAUCGACAUCAAGAAGUUAUUAUCUGGAGACGAAGGUGGCGCUGAGGAGGCCAUGCGGCUCGUGGACGAGGCGUGUAGAAAGCAUGGCUUCUUCGUGGUGGUCAACCAUGGCGUGGACAUGGGAAUCAUGAAAGAUCUCCAUAAGUGCAUGGACGAGUUCUUUGAAUUGCCUCUCGACCAGAAGCAGAAGGCUCACAGGAAGCUCGGAGAUUCCUAUGGGUACACUAGCAGCUACAUUGGCAGAUUCUCCGACAAACUUCCAUGGAAGGAGACCUUCUCCGUUUGCUAUCUUUCUCAUAAAGAUCACUCCUCUCUUGUGCAUGACUACGUUCGCGACACUCUUGGCCAAGAAUUCUCCCACCAUGGGAAGGUGUAUCAAGAGUGCUGCAAAGCAAUGGCGGAGCUGAGUUUGGAGGUGGUGGAGCUUUUGGGGAUGAGCCUUGGCCUGGGAAGAGAAGAGUUCAAGAAAUUGUACGAGGAUCAUGAUUCAAUAAUGAGGCUUAACUAUUACCCAACAUGCGAGAAUCCAGAGCUGACGUUGGGGACAGGGCCUCACUGCGAUCCCACCUCCAUAACCAUCCUUCACCAAGACCAUGUGAGCGGCCUUCAAGUCCACGUCGAUGAUCAGUGGUACUCAAUCCCUCCCACCCCCGAUUCCUUUGUCGUCAACAUCGGUGACACUUUCAUGGCUCUGACGAAUGGGGUGUACAAGAGCUGCUUCCACCGAGCAGUGGUGAACUGCAAAGAAGUAAGAAAAUCAGUGGCCUUCUUUCUGUGUCCGGGGGCGGAGAAAUUGGUGAGGGCGCCGGAGCAGCUGGUGGAGAAGAAUCCUCCGAGGAAGUUUCCAGAUUUCACAUGGCCGAUGCUGCAUGAACUCACUCAGAAGUUUUACAGGGCAGACUCCAACACUUUGAAAGCCUUCACUACUUGGCUUCAACAGCAAAAAUUAGGCGCUGCCUCCACUAAUAAUGAUAAUAAUUAAUAAUAAUGUCCCCCUUCUUUAAUUUGUACCUCAACAGCCCUACCACCUCUAUGUGGCAGCUCUCCUUUUGGUUUAGUUUAUUUAUGUGUCAAUAAGUUUCAGAGUUUUAUUUUCUAGAGAAAAAAGAAGAAGAAGAUCGUGUAGUGUUUCUCUUUAUGUUGUUUGGACGCUGGCCAUCAGAAAAGUUUAAUAAAUAUUAAAUACCCAUGUACAAA